AAACUACAAACUUCACGAGCAAAAAUCAUACGGUGCUGUCACCCGCAAAACUUUGAAGAAAAUGUGGAAAACUUUGAGUGUCUUCUUUCUAUUUAAAUCAUUGACAGGUACUCAUUGUGCACCAACUAUUUCUGGUGUGAACCCAUUGAAUCUCAAUCUUCAAGAAGAUGCGAAAAUCCAUCAACUACUCACUACAAUUACAGUUGCUGUGCCUGCAGGCGACACUUUAGUUGGUGGCCCAGUAAUCAUUAAUGCUGAUCCUGCGAAAUAUCCAUUUGAUAUAAUUCCAAAUGCAACAAAUAUGUGGGAUUUAGUGACAACCAACAGCCCAAAGCUGGAUUUUGAAACCACUACACGAUACACACUUCAACUGCUCGUUAAAGAUGAAAAGGAUAGCUCUGCUUCUCAGACCAUCAUAAUAAACAUCCUUGAUGUGAAUGAACCGCCUGCCUUUCUGGGAACUUUGGCUGAAAAAGAUGCUGAAGUUUACAUUGCAGAAGACACUGCUGUCAACACACCAAUAUAUAAAGUUGCAGCAAAGGAUCCAGACAAAAAUGAUGUGUUAACAUAUUCACUCUCAGGCAUGUCAAACUUUCAGAUAAAUCCUGUUGGUUCAAUAUCUGUAGCCAAUACUCUUGAUUAUGAAAAUACAACAAGCUAUUCAUUGUCAGUGAAGGUGGAGGACACAAAUGGUUUGUUCGUCACUGGAGUUGUGAAAGUGUUCAUCACCAACGUCAAUGACCAUAGUCCAGUACUAUCCUGCACCUUCAAAGAUAGAACUGAUGGCAAAGAAACUGAUGUGGGAGAAACAUCCAACUCAGGGCAGACAGCAAUUAUAAGCUUAGAUGAAGAGCUUGCAGUUGGAACAGUUAUUGCAACUUGUGUAGCUACAGAUGAAGAUGAUAUGGGUGAUAUCACUUACCAACUUGAACCUGCGCACAAUUAUUUUGCCAUUGAUAAAAAUACUGGAAAUGUUAUGGUUUUCUCCCAAAUGGAUAGGGACUUACGUGGAUUUCAACCAGUUCAAACAUUCACUGUUAAAGCUUGUGACAAGAAUGGGAAGUGUGCAGAUAUUCCUGUCAGAACCACCGUUCUUCCAAUUAAUGAUAAUGCUCCAUUUUGUAAACCAUCUGUUUACAGAACUACACAUCCUGAACUACUUCUUCAUGAUACAGUAGUUGCAACUUUAAACUGUAAGGACUCCGAUACCCCACGUGAUACACUAACGUAUGUUCCUGAAAGUGGACCCCUUGGGCCUGGAAUGAUAUUUAAGCAAAAGACUGGUGCAAAUAAUGUUAUACAGGUGGGAACCAAAGACCUGGAUUAUGAAGAUGCAGCCAUUGCUGCUGUGGGGUAUACAUAUCAAAUGACAAUAGCAGUGUCUGAUUCAACUAUUUCCACACACACUGCAACUGCUACAGUGAUUGUAGAAAUUACACCUGUGAAUGACUUUAGUCCCAUAUUUGAGAAGGAUCCUUAUGUCUUUGAUGUCCUUGAAACAACGGCUGCAAAACACAAGAUUGGGAGAGUUAUUGCCACAGAUGAUGAUUUUCCGUUAAAUGCAGUGACUUACAAAAUAAUUUCUGGAGACGCACAAAUUAUAAAGCGAUUCUGGAUUGAUCCAAAAGAAGGAACCAUAGAGCUGAUAACGCAAUCAGACUAUGAGUCUGUCCAACAAUAUAACCUUGGUGUGGAAGCCACUGACAGUGAUCCUAAUCAGCCGAAAACUGCAGUGACCAGGGUCAUCAUCAAUAUAAUAGAGGAAAAUGAUGAAAAACCAGUUUGUGUUCCACUGUCAUAUAAAGCAAGUAUUCUUGACAAUAUUGCUGUUGGGACUAACAUUAAUAGUUUCAGAUUGAACUGUCAAGACAGAGAUUCCCUGGACAAUGAGAUGCGGUUUGAGAUUGUAUCGGGCAACGUGAACAAUCAUUUUGGUUUUGACCCUAUCCGUGGAUCUUUUGCUCCAAAACUGAUACUCAGAACUCCGUUUGACUAUGAGGGAAAAGCAGAUGUUCAGCAGGAGUACCAUCUCAUUGUCAACAUCAUCGAUGACAACAUUAAGAGGAUAAAGCCAAGGACAGGAACUGUAGUGAUUGAUAUUACUGUAGUUCAGACAAGAGCAACUACUCCAACAACAUCCUUUUAUAACAGAAAAGGACUAACUAUUAUCAACACUGCUGUGAAUACUUACAAUCCAGCUGACUGGUAUGCCCCCUUCCUUCUCACACUGCUGGCAAUCCUAUUGGCUCUCCUCUUUGCCUUAGGGAUGUACAUCGUCUUGAAAUAUACCAGAUGUGUGGAAUUCUGUCGAAAGGCACAUACCAGAAAGACACGUACCAGUAAGCCAAAACUGCAACCACCAAAAAAAGUGACAAUUUACAUUCCAGAACCUGUUGAAGAAAAGCCAGAAGUUGUAACAGAGGUAACUAAGUAUGAUACUGUUUUCAAUGGACAAGCUGUCGAUCCAGUUACAGGGAAGUGGUACAAAUACAACAGUGCAACAGGAGCAAGGAAGUGGAAGGAAGCAAAUGAGUCACAUGAGACAAACAUGAACAUUGUGACAGAAAAAGCUGAGCCUAAGAAACCCCAGUUACUAAAAAAUUGAAUUAUUUCAAGUAAUGAGAAAGGAACAUUUUAAAUGGAUGUGUACCGCCUUAGUUGAUCAAUGUACGAUUGGAAUUAGAAGUACAUAUUACAUUUUGGCCAAUGAUAUAUUUUAAUUAAGAUAGAAAUGGAUUUUGAAAUGUGAUUAUUAUCAAAUUUAUCUGUGAUCCUAACCAGUGAAUACAUUGACUGCAUAAAACUUUAAUCUUCAGUCCAUAAAAUACUUUAUGAUAAUACACUAAACACAUUAGAAUUUCAUGGGAAUGUAAAAGACCUUUUUGAAUUAAUCACAAACUUAAUAUUUAAAAUGUUUUUUA
Stegostoma tigrinum is the source of this 2921-nucleotide messenger RNA. RefSeq names its product cadherin-related family member 3-like. The record is from RefSeq and is a predicted model, not a curated record. Gene Ontology annotation, biological process: homophilic cell-cell adhesion. Lineage: Eukaryota; Metazoa; Chordata; Chondrichthyes; Orectolobiformes; Stegostomatidae. Gene Ontology annotation, cellular component: catenin complex; membrane. Gene Ontology annotation, molecular function: cadherin binding; calcium ion binding. The transcript is spliced from 19 exons. The coding region runs from base 62 to 2605 and encodes 847 amino acids.